Molecule: messenger RNA, 738 nt
Organism: Brettanomyces bruxellensis
Lineage: Eukaryota; Fungi; Ascomycota; Pichiomycetes; Pichiales; Pichiaceae
Exons: 1
Coding region: 1-738 (245 amino acids)
Biological process (GO): protein transport to vacuole involved in ubiquitin-dependent protein catabolic process via the multivesicular body sorting pathway
Cellular component (GO): ESCRT II complex
Source: RefSeq, a predicted model, not a curated record
AUGCCGGUGGGACGAGGCCUGGCUUCAUUUGAGUCGUCUGCUCACAAGAAACAACAAUAUCAGACGUUAGGCCGAAAACUUGUGGAAGAGCAAAGAGAACAGAUAAAAACACAGCUUCAGGUGUUUCAGAAUGCACUCAUAACAUUCAGAAAACAGCAUGCGGAAGAAUUACGCUCGAAUCCAGAUCUUUGGUCUAAAUUCAGUGAGAUUUGCAGGAGCUUUGGCAUAGAUCCGUUGGUUAUAUCCUCGCUUGGAAUAGGAAGCAAAGCGGACCGGCAGGAAAAAUAUAAUCAAUUAGCAUUACGAAUAAUUGAUAUAUGCCGGCUCACAAAAAGCCUUAAUGGAGGUAUGCUAUUGGUUGAUGAUCUUUUGGAUUUAAUCAACUGUGAAUCCUGGUUUACAGAGGAUCCGGAGGUGAAAAUAACGGAGCAGGAUGUGUUAACAUCAUUAGACAAUUUGAAGGCUUUAGGUGACGAACUUCAGUUGAUUACUAUUGGAAACAAGAAUUACAUAAAAUCAACAACAGAAGAAAUCAACGCUGAUCAGGGCCUUAUUCUGUCCGCAGCUGAUAUUAUAGGAUAUGUUACAGUUGCUAUACUUAGGGAUAACUUUAAGUGGAGAUCAUAUAGAUGCAAAUCAAAUUUAGAAGACUUGGUGUCAAAUGGAAUUCUAUGGGUAGAUGACCAGUCUGAAAAUCAUGAAAGGAGAUACUGGAUUACAUCCUGGAUUAACAAAUAG